Messenger RNA from Lepisosteus oculatus (spotted gar), 8928 nucleotides. It is a transcript of the gene slc9a5, whose product is annotated as solute carrier family 9 member A5. Gene Ontology annotation, molecular function: potassium:proton antiporter activity; sodium:proton antiporter activity. Gene Ontology annotation, cellular component: plasma membrane. NCBI's taxonomy places the organism in Eukaryota, Metazoa, Chordata, Actinopteri, Semionotiformes, Lepisosteidae. Gene Ontology annotation, biological process: proton transmembrane transport; potassium ion transmembrane transport; regulation of intracellular pH. The record is from RefSeq and is a predicted model, not a curated record.
GCACCUGAGAACGUGUUGCGCCAGUGUUACCCAGGGCCACAAGUCCGUUGCUCUGCGCCUUUAAACAGCUGUUCUCGCUUUCGCGGAGGGGGGCAGUCACGUGCGAAUAUACGCCAGAGGUUUUCCUUGGUACCGUGGCUGGAGGUUGUGCCGCAACCGGGUCUGGAAUAGGAAGCUAGUUCCCAGGCCGACACCGUUUCAUUUUAGAUUUAAUAUUAACCAGGCAUCUGUAGGCAGGAUGGUGUUCUGCCAUUGACUGUGCUGGUUAAGAUGCUGAGCUGCGCAGCGUACCUGCUUGUAACGGCAGCCACGGAGACUCUGAGUGACCUUUACGUGGCUGAGGCUUCGGUUAUUCCUGAGCCGGCUUAUGGUCUUUCUUCUGUGUCCACCCCCAUUCCCAUUGGGGACCCUGCCAAUACCGGGGCUACCGCUGUGCUGCCAGAUGGGAAGACAGCCGAACCCUGUGACACAGGUGCCGGUUCUCACACGGCGACGAUGACCGAGUUUGAGAUUGUCAAAUGGGAAUGGAGCUACGUCCAGGCACCCUACCUUACAGUUAUCUGGAUUAUGAUUGCCAGUUUUGCAAAAAUACUGUUCCACUUGUCCCACAGUGUGACCCGCGUCGUGCCCGAGAGCUGCCUGCUCAUCCUGCUGGGACUGGGACUUGGGGGCAUUGUGCUGGCCGCCACGAAGAAGCCAGAGUACCAGCUUCACCCCGAGCUGUUCUUUCUCUUCCUGUUGCCUCCCAUCGUGCUCGACUCCGGCUACUUCAUGCCCAGCAGGCUCUUCUUUGACAACAUCGGCACCAUCUUAAUGUACGCAGUGAUCGGCACGCUGUGGAACUCCUUCAGCACAGGCCUCUGCCUUUGGGGUGUCAAAGGAGCUGGGCUGAUGGAUUGUAAUGUAAAUGCUGGGCUGAUGGACUUCCUGCUGUUCGGGAGCCUGAUCUCGGCAGUGGACCCUGUGGCGGUGUUGGCUGUGUUUGAGGAGGUCCAUGUCAAUGAGACGCUCUUCAUCAUUGUGUUUGGGGAGUCUCUGCUCAAUGAUGCCGUCACUGUGGUACUGUACAAGGUUUUCAACUCUUUUGUUGAGAUGGGAACAGAUCGUGUGCGCCCUGUGGAUUAUGUGAAAGGAGUUGCCUCCUUCUUUGUGGUGAGCCUCGGGGGUACUGUGAUUGGUCUGAUCUUUGCCUUUGUGCUGGCGCUCAUCACACGCUUCACCAAGCGAGUGCGCAUCAUCGAGCCUCUGUUUGUCUUCCUGCUGGUGUACCUGGCCUACCUAACGGCCGAGAUGGUCUCCCUGUCCUCUAUACUGGCGAUGACAUUCUGUGGGAUAUGCUGCAAGAAAUAUGUGGAAGCCAACAUUUCGCAGAAGUCCCGCACCACGGUCAAGUACACCAUGAAGACUCUUGCCAGCAUCGCGGAGACCAUCAUCUUCAUCUUCCUUGGCAUCUCGGCUGUGGACAGCUCCAAGUGGGCAUGGGACACUGGCCUGGUGCUCUCCACACUGUUCUUCAUCUUUGUCCUGAGAGCCAUAGGUGUUGUUUUUCAGACCUGGGUAUUGAAUCAGUUCAGACUCAGCCCCCUAGAUAAGAUCGAUCAGGUGGUGAUGUCAUACGGUGGCCUCAGAGGUGCAGUGGCUUUUGCGCUGGUGAUUUUACUCAAUGAAACCAAGGUGAAGGCAAAGGACUACUUUGUGGCAACAACCAUUAUUGUAGUUUUCUUCACAGUGAUUAUUCAGGGCCUGACCAUUAAGCCCCUUGUGAAGUGGCUGAAAGUGAAGCGCAGCAGCCAGCACAAACCCACUCUGAAUGAGGAGAUUCACGACAGGGCCUUUGACCACAUUCUGGCAGCUGUGGAAGACAUCUCUGGUCUCCAUGGUUACCACCACUGGAGAGACAAGUGGGAGCACUUUGACAAGCAGUACCUGAGCCAGGUGCUCAUGCGGAAAUCUGCCUAUCGCAUCAAAGAUGAUAUCUGGGAUAUGUAUCAGAAACUGAACGUCAGAGAUGCCAUCAGCUUUGUUGACCAAGGUGGUCACGUUCUCUCAUCUGCCAAGCUGGUCCUGCCGUCCAUGCCCAGCAGAACCUCCUUCUCCGAGAACUCCGUCACUAACCUGCUGCGUGAGAAUGGCAGUGGUGUGUGCCUGGACCUGCAGGUGAUCGACACAGUGAGGAGCGUGCGAGACCGAGAGGACACUGUGAUGCAUCAUGUCCUGACUGGCAACCUGUACAAGCCUCGCCGAAGGUACCAGGCGAACUACAGCCGUCACUUCAUGAGUGCUGGGGAGCAGGAGCGGCAGGAUCACGAGGUGUUCCAGAGGAACAUGCGCCGCCGCCUGGAGUCCUUCAAGUCCACCAAGCACCACUCCUACCAGGGCAAGGCCAAGUCCCGGUACAAGAAGGAGCACCACGCCCAGAAAAAGCCCAAGUGCACUGAUGUGGGUGAGCUGGUUCCAAAUGGUAAACCAAGAAGAAAUGUGAGUUGGCAGGACACAGUUCCUGUUGUUGUGACAGUAGACUCUGAAGAUGACAAAUCUGAAACUGAGAAGGAGGAUGAGGGCAUCACCUUUGUGGCCCGCACCGCAGACGAGGUUCUGCAGGAGAUAAAGUCAUCAGGUGGCCAGGAUGUGUGUCAUAGUCCCUUCACCAUACCGCCAUCCCCCACCUGCGCUGAGAGACAGCUGCCUUGGAAGGGAGACCAGGGCAGCCUUCCCGUGUGCGUUUCUCUGGAGACCACCAAGAUCGUGCCCAUUGAUUUGCAGCAGGCCUGGAACCAGAGCAUCUCCUCUCUGGAAAGCCUGGCUUCUCCUCCAGUAGCAGCGGAGUCUCAGAGCCACUGUCGGGCACCCCUUUGCAGACAGGAGCAGCGGGGCUCCCCCUCAGCCCGCGGGGCCCGUGGACAGGGCUUCCUCUUCCAGUUCCCAGACUGGGCAGCGGGGCAAAGUGGAGAGGAGGACAGCAGUCAGCCCGUGCAGCAGCAGGAGAUGCAGCCCCUCAUGUCAACGGGGAGAGCACCCAAGCCCGUGUCCCCCCCAAGCUGUGUGACGGGCAGGUGGCCCCCCCGCAUCUCCCUGCUGAAGAGCCUGGUGUCGGUCCCCCCCUCAGCCAGCGAGCCACGCAGCAGAAAGCCCACCCAGCUGUAGGCAUGUAACACACGUCUCCUUUUCUUAGAUCACUAUUGAGGUUUCCUCCCUGAGCUCAGUACUUGUACUUUCCCAGCCUUUUUCCCAAAAAAAUAUUAUUAACUUACUUUCCUGCCAUUUUGACUCUUCAUUCACGUCCUCGCCUACGACUUCGCCUACCGUUUUGGCCUCCUCUGAACCUUCCUGGCUUUUGACCCCAAGCUCUCGUCUUUGACUACGACCUCGCCUCCCGCUUUUGUACCUUGCCCUCUCAGAACCUUCCUGUCUUUUGACCUCCUAGCUUUUGUCCAAGACCACGUCUUUGUCCCUCGAUUUGGCACCGAACCACAUUUACCAGAAUAGCCAUGCACCGGGUCCUAUUGUACCUUCUGUUGCCUGGUGCUACAUGACAGAAUAGGGAGCCAAAAUGGACUUUGCGAGCUCUAACAACCCUUCGGCACUGCUGGCCCAGAAUUCCCCAGCACUGGAUCAGCUAAAUGCAACCAUCCAGCAACUGGUUAACUUAGUCUCCGGAUCCGCUCCCCAGCCUCUCGUCUCCCACCCACCACCAUGCCGCCUCCAGUUUCUGCUGCCUCUCCCAGUCCCCUGCCACCUCCCACCCCGGACAGGUUCGACGGCAGUCCAAAUAUGUGCCAGGCUUACCUGACUCAGUGCUCGAUGGCCUAUAACCUCCGUCCGGACUGUUUUCCCACGGACCGGGAAAGGAUCGUCUUUAUGGUCGCCUACCUCUCUGGCCGGGCACUGGAAUGGGCUGCAGGCCUUCUCGCCAGGAAUGCUCCUGAAGCAUCGGACCUUACUCAUUUCCAGUCUCUGCUGACCUUCGGACAGGUCCAGUCUCCGUACUUCGCCGCCUCUCGCCUUUCAGCAUUAUCGCAAGAUGCACGAUCCACAAGGAAUAUGUGAUGGACUUUCGGGUCCUGGCCUCCCAGAUUGCUUGGAAUCAGGAAGCUCUCAUUCACCAAUUCCGUAGGGGACUGUCCGAGGAGCUGAAAGACCACCUGGCUCUUCUCUCCUUCCACACGCCUACACUGGAGAGCUUUGUCUCCUUGGUCACGGAGAUCGACGUUCACCUGCAACAACGUAGGAGCGAACUUUUCCCACCCUGCCCUGCCUCCAGCCGGACUUCUCCUGUCCCCUCAUCGGCUUCUCCACCUACUCCUUCCCCCUCUAGUCUUACUCCUGAAGAACGGAACCACUGACUCUCUGAGGGGCGCUGUCUCUAUUGCGGGGCUUCCAACUAUCUCAGAUCUUCCUGUCCAGUACGACCCCCUCGCACCGCCCACCCCACUGCUAAGGUCAGUAUCCUCUCACUCAACCCUUGUGCUUCUGGGCUCUCCAUCCCUGCGACCCUUUCCUGGGGCGGGACUCUGGAGUCUCUUCUGGCUUUGGUUCACUCAGGUGCUGCAGGGAACUUUCUGGACUCCGGACUCGCCACCUCCCUGAAGAUUCCCAUGCUGCCUGUCUCCCCAUCCGCAUCCAGUCCAUUGACGGCUCCUCUCUCUCCCCACGAUUGGUGGAAUGGCAGACGAUCCCCCUCUCUCUGCAUAUUGGAGCCAAUCACCUGGAAGUGAUUCAGCUUCUCCUCCGCCAGUCUCUGUCACUCCCACUCAUACUCGGUUACCCCUGGUUACAGUUACACAAUCCCUGCAUUUCCUGUACCCAGAGUGAACUCACAGCCUGGGGAUCCUGCUGCCUAACCCACUGUUGUCAGCUCCCCAUGAAACUUUCUGUUGCCCAGAUCUUUCACGUCACUUCCUACACUAUCCCCCCCCCCCCACGCCAACCUUCACAUUGCUUUUAGUAAACGUAAGGCCCUUUCUCUCUCCCCUCAUCCUCCUUACGAUUGUGCCAUCGAUUUACUCCCUGGUGCUUUACCACCUAGAGGGUGUUUAUCCCCUCUUGUGAGAUGAAUCCAAGGCUUUGGAAAUGUACAUCCAGGACUCCCUGAAGUCAGGCUUUAUCCGUCCUUCCUCCUCGUCUGCCUGUGCCAGUUUUUUUUUUGUAGCCAAGAAGGAUGGCUCUUUAAGAUUGUGCAUUGAUUACUGUGGUCUCAACGAAGUCACGGUCAAGAAUCGCUACCCUUUGCCUCUCAUUCUUGCGGCUUUGGAGUCCCUCCAGGGCACAACAAUUUUUUCCAAACUCGACCUUCGCUGCUCGUAUAACCUCGUCCGCAUCUGCAAGGGGGAUGAAUUGAAGAUGGCUUUUAUCACCACUCACUGCCAUUAUGAAUACCAGGUCAUGCCCUUUGAUCUUGCUAACGCUCAGGCGAUAUUUCAGAAUUUUAUGAAUGACAUUUUCCAGGACAUUAUACACAAAUACGCACUUGUCUAUUUGGAUUACAUUUUAAUUUAUUCCAGUAGCCCACAGGAACACGUCAUUCAUGUCAGGGAGAUUCUAACUCGCCUCAUCAGCAACAGACUCAAUGCCAAGCUGGAGAAAUUCACUUUCCAAGUUUCAAAAAUACGAUUCUAGGUUUAUAUCAUCUCUCCUCUUGGUAUUGAGAUGGACUCCUCUAAGACGGCUGCCAUAGGGGACUGGCCAACCCCCCGGAAGCAGGUCCAACGCUUUCUGGGGUUCUCCACUUUCUUCCGCCGUUUCAUAAAGGACUUCAGCUCAGUCGCCGCUCCUAUCUCCGCCCUCACUCAUAAGGGUCCCACUCUGGGCAAAUGGACCAACAAGGCAGACCAUGCCUUCCUGCGCCUGAAAUGCCUCUUUACCACGACCCCUCUCCUCCGUCACCCAGACCCCUCUUUGCCUGGAAGUCGAUGCCUCGGCUCAUGGGGUUGGGGCUGUUCUUUCCCAGCGCCAUGGGGACAGGAGUACCCUCCACCCCUUUGCCUUCUUCUCAAGGAGACUCUCGCCAGCAGAGACUUACUACGAUGUUGGAGACAGGGAGCUUCUUGCCAUCAAGCUCCCUCUUGAGGAGUUGAGGCAUUGGCUGGAGGGAGCCCAACAUCUAUUUACCAUUCUCACAGAUCACAAGAACCUGUCCUAUAUCCAGUCAGCACAAUGCCUAAAUCAUGCUAGGCAGGUGGUCCCUGUUUUUCACCCAUUUCUGCUUCUUCAUCACCUACACUCCUGGUUCACAGAAUGUCAAGGCCGACGCCAUCUUCCGUCUCCAUGACCCCCAGGAGCUUGAGCAACCCCCUGAACCCAUCAUUCCCUCUCACCAGAUCAUCGCUGCCGUCCAAUCUGACAAUGAGCACCUCAUCCAACACGCACUCAAAGACCACCCCGUACCCCCUACAUGCCCUACGGACAAACUUUUUGUGACUGAUCGGGUCUGCUCUGAUGUCCUAUUAUGGGGACAUGACUCGCGGGUCAUCCUGGCAUCAGACGCACUCUGGAAUUAAUCUCUGGGGACUUCUGGUGGUCCCAGGGCGGAUGUCUCAGAGUACGUUCGAGCUUGCCCCACUUGUGCUUGGAUCAAGACAGCCCGUCAUCAGAAGGCUGGCCCCCUCCAACCCCCCCCGGUACCCGGAUGGCCAUGGUCUCACACCUCUUUGGACUUUCUCAAGGACUUUCCCAGGAGCCAGGGCAACACCAUGAUCAUGGUAAUUGUUGACAGAUUUUCUAAAUCUGCCCAUUUUGUUCCCUUCCCUCCUUGCCUUCUACUCCGGAAAUGGCCGAUCUUUUUGUCCAGCAGGUCUUUAGGCUCCUUGGCAUUCCCGAGGACAUCGUGUCUGACAGAGACCCGUAAUUCGUGUCCCGCUUCUGGAAGGCCUUUUGCUGGGCCCUGGGCACUACUGUCUCACUCACCUCUGCCUACCAUCCCGAAGCCAACGGCCAGACCGAAAGACUGAACCAGGACCUUCUCACGUACUUACGGCCAUACCUCUUGGCCACCCAGGAUGACUGGACCUCGCUACCCCCAUGGGCCGAAUACGCUCAUAACUCCCUUUACUCCUCCGCCACUGGCAUGUCUCCCUUUCUCUGCUCCCUUGGUUACCAGCCUUCACUCCUCCGGAAGCCUAUUCCUGAUUCCAACUUACCCUCUGUCCAACAAUACAUUUCUUCCCUCAAGAAGCUCUGGAAGAUGGCCUGACUUGCCCUCCUGAAAGCCACUCACCACUAUAAGACCUUUAUGGAUCGGCACAGAAAACCUUUUCCCAGACUUCGGAGAGGGCAAUUUGUCUGGCUCUCCACCCAGAACAUCCCUCUCUGCCAACCCCCUCGCAAGCUGGGUCCCCGAUUUAUUGGCCCCUUCAGGGUCAUUUCACAAAUUACUCUGGUCACUUACCACCUCACUCUCCCCCCCACCCUUCGGAUCCACCCUACAUUUCACGUCUUGCUUCUCAAACCCUACCACAGGUCACGCCUCUCCAGACCGCAACCUCGCCCACCCCCACCCCGCUCCAUCGCUGGAUCCACUACCUUUACUGUCAACAAGCUUCUGGAGUCUCCCUGGCAUGGGGGUUUACGGCAAUAUCUGGUCAACUGGGAGGGAUAUGGACCUGAAGAGAGAUCCUGGGUCUCCCCAAAAGACAUCCUUGACAAGGCCCUCAUUGUGGACUUCCAUCGCUCUCCUCCUCUAGCUAUGGCAUCUGGAGAUGCUGCUGAAAGGGGGGUACUGUCACGAAUCACACGCAGGCAUGCAAGGGCUCCCGCAUUUCCACAAGCUCUACUCUCCCUAAAUGCCCACACACCAAUUAACUCAUCACUACUUAAACCCUCAAACGUCUUCUUUUCUUAGCUCACUAUUGAGGUUUCAUCCCUGAGCUCAGUACUCGUACAUUACCAGCCUUUUUCCCCUAAAGAUUACUACUCUCCCAGCAUUUCGACUCUUCCCUCACGUCCUCGACUACGACCUCACCUCCUGCUUUUGUACUUUGCCCUCUUGGAACCUUCCUGGCUUUUGACCUCCUAGCUUUCGUCCAAGACCACGUCUUUGUCCCUCAAUUUGGCACCGAAACACAUUUACCAGAAUAGCCACGCACUGGGUCCUACCUUCUGUUGCCUGGUGCUACGUGACAGUAUAUACUUGAAUAGAGCACUUUAAACCCAAGAACUUUUUUUUUCUACCUGCAAAAGAAAUACAUAGACUGUUGUUUCAGGGGUAGUUUUCCCAAAAGCGUUACUCAAACGUAUUCAGGUGUCUACAUCUUCGGAGCAGCCAAUAGAAACAUUUGCUUUAAUGGAGUACUCCUAUUACUCAGUGGGGAUUUUUAUGCAUUUAUUUCAAGAUUGUACACUGUAGAUGUACAUUGUAAUGACAACUUUUCUAGUUUCAGAUUUUUUCAGUAUACUCUUGAACCUGUUUUAAUGCUCUAAAGUUGGAUUUUAGUAUCCUUUAAUAUAGAGUAAAAAUAAUUCUAAAACCCGAAGUCAUUCUACAUAAACAAUAUACUGUUCUGUGGUUCUGUAAUGAAACAAUUAGCUUGCUCUUUUCUUACUUCAGAAAAGUUUAAUGAAUUUGCCAUACAUAUAAUUGUACAGUAGAAAGCUAUGGAAUUUUAAGAAGAGUCUACUCUAUUCUCAUAUAGGACUGUCUAAAGAAAAUUUACAAAAGUUAUAGUUCAACAUGUUUCAAUUAUUGCAAUAAGUAUAAGAUGUGCUGCUUAGUUUGUUGGUUUUAAAAAAAGAUAAAGUACUUACAGCUUCAGUGUAAUUUAAUGAAAAUUCCCUGUUUAUGACAACUGACUUAUGAAUGACUGACUUCCUUUAGUGUCCCAGAUGGGAAAUUUAUAUUGCAGGCAGGUACAAGACUACACAAUAUAUUUAACACAAUAUGAACCUGUUUACAAAUAAGAAACAUAUGCAUGAGAUAAGAAAAACACAUAAGCA